AGGAUUUCAUAACUCGUCCUCUUCCCUCAUACACAACUCCGUGCCGUGACCGCUGCCUCUCAUCUCUUCAGCACUAGUUCUUCAGUACACCAGUCGCCACUUCAUCGCUAGUUCUUCAGUAUACGAGUCACCACUUCAUCGUUAAUUCAUCAUUACCUUAAGAGUCGGGAUGUCUCCUUCAGCGGUGACCGCCGACACCCCAAUGGAUCUGUCCACCAAAACGCGGCGGAAGUUACGUCUGGAGGAGUUCCUGCGGCAAAACCUGGACCAGGCGCCCGCUACCCGUGUGAUCCAGUGGGUGAACCGCGAUCAGGGGGUGUUCAGGAUUCUGUGGACUCACCAGAGCUCUGGAGCCUUCACCCAGCAAGACGCCGCACUUUUUCGCUACUGGGCCCUUGCGAGAGGAAAACCCGCCACCCAGUCCUCAGUGGAGCUCAAGCAGAGCCUGAGGAUGGCGCUCAACAAAUCCCCUUCAGUGGAGCGCCUGACAAUCGCUAACGACGAGUACCGCUACUUCAGAUUCACAGACUGGGCAAGCCGCCGGAAGAAUUCUGGGGUGAAGAAUGUGCGGGGCCAGCAGGAGAGCACGCGGAAAAGAUCCCCGCCGCCAGGACACCCGCCGCCCCUUGUGCCCAUCACCAAGAAGGCUUCGUCCAGCCCGCCGCUCUGGUCCCCCACUGACCACCGUGCUCUCCUGGCGCGUGAGAAGCCCUUCAUGCCCUACAAUGAAGAGGUCCUGAGGAAACUAUUAGACACGUACCCGAGGCCAUCUCAGUUGGAAAGUCAACCCGGGGAACGGCAGGCAGACGCGCUAAGGGCACACGGCCACCUGGCGGAACAAAGCCUCUUGGCACACAUGUCGUCCCAACACCUCGCGCCCAAGAGCCAGCUGGUGGAGGACAGCAUGCAAGAAUUCAGCCUCGCACGGGGUCCUUACAUGGAGCAGGCUACGAUUGACUGCAGGAUAAGGGAGAAGACGCUACGAGAGCCAGUGAGCAGUGGCUACAUACUACCGGAACACAUGAAGUACCUGCCCAACCCACACUCCCCCCAGGCGUAUUCCGAGCCCCUACACGCCGUCCCGAGCUACAAGGAGUCCCUCGCCAGGCAGGACAUGGAAGGACCCCUCAGUCUGUACAGUGAAAAUCCUUUCUACUCAAAGUCCUUCCACCAUUAUGACUACAGAUCUGCAGUUCCCACCUCCACUGCCCACCUGUUCCGUGUUCCCGAGGCCCUUGACUCCAGGCUCCUGGCAACUCAUUACUAAGGCGCGGCGGUGUUGAUGGAGUGACUACACUACAAAGCCUCACAGGAGACUAUGAGGUCACCUGUGUGAAAUUUAAAGCUCAAACCAACAAAGAGAUUUAAAGCUCAACUUUUCAAGAUGUGGACCGCGUCAUACCUGCCAGUAUUUAACCACAGAAUAACCUGUGUACCUACCUAACUAAACACAACACUUAACAAGUUACUAUGCACGUGGGAAUACCAUGAGCAAGAUUCAUAUCAGCACGUGAUCAGUGUUUUUCCACCACUGAAUCUCCGUUCCCCUGCGCCAAGGCUCACAACGCUAUCUCCUGUCAACAAAUAUCUAGUUCUGGGCAGAUAUUCUUCCCGCCAGAUAAAGACAAACAGGAAUGGACGUCUUCUUCUCUCCCACGCUAUCAACACAUAAGUGACGCCGCCAAGUCUGUACACCUGCUCAUAAUACUGUUAGAUAACUUGCGAAAAGACUUCAAGAUCAUUUUAAUUAAGUGACGAUAUUCAGUCCUAUGAAUGAAUGUGAAUGCUCAUUUUAUGGAGAACUUGCGUGUGGUAUAAAGAAAAGACGUACGUACAUAAAUUAAACCUAUAUUAGGGUUAAAUUAUUAGACAGCUUAAAUAACAGCGAACCAGACUGUGAUUAUGGUGAUUGUCUGUUGAUUGACUGUCUGUGUUAUAUUGUACUGUAUUGUAUAGUAUUGUAUUGUAUUGUAUUGCCGCGUGUGUUGUUGCUUCUCGUGACAUGCCGGGGUGACGAAAUAAAAAGUAAAGCUUCGGUGAAUCUGAUUCCUUUUAUAAUGACUCCAGUGUGUAUUGCUGGAUCCGACACAACACCGCACUACCACUGCAGUGUGUUCCAAAGGUGCUCGCUUUUUUUAUAUAUAUGACCUAAAUUAUAUGCAUCUUUUUUUUUCCCAAAAUAAAACAAGAAAGCGCUA
Molecule: messenger RNA, 2198 nt
Organism: Scylla paramamosain (green mud crab)
Lineage: Eukaryota; Metazoa; Arthropoda; Malacostraca; Decapoda; Portunidae
Exons: 4
Coding region: 170-1267 (365 amino acids)
Biological process (GO): regulation of transcription by RNA polymerase II
Cellular component (GO): nucleus
Molecular function (GO): RNA polymerase II cis-regulatory region sequence-specific DNA binding; DNA-binding transcription factor activity, RNA polymerase II-specific
Source: RefSeq, a predicted model, not a curated record